GGUUCUCCCCCACCGAGCCUGGGUCCCGUGUCUUAUGACUGGAUCCUGUCUCGCCAUGUUGCUGGGUUAAAGUUUUCUCAUCUGAUCGUAGAAAAACGUUCCAGGCGCCGAAAUGUCGAGCGUUUCUUACCUCAUCUCCAACCUGCUGGAGAAAAUGACAUCCACCGACAAAGACUUCAGGUUCAUGGCCACCAACGACCUGAUGCUGGAGCUGCAGAAGGACAGCAUCAAACUGGACAAGGACAGUGAGAAUAAAGUGGUGAUGAUGCUCCUCAAACUGCUGGAGGACAAGAACGGGGAGGUGCAGAACCUGGCUGUGAAAUGUCUGGCCCCGUUGGUGAGUAAAGUGAAGGAGCCUCAGGUGGAGAUGAUGGUGGACGUCCUGUGCUCGAACAUGAUGUCGGACAAGGAGCAGCUGAGGGACAUCUCCAGUAUGGGACUGAAGACUGUGAUCGCUGAGCUGCCGCUGCUUUCGUCAGGUUUGACCCUGACGAUAGGCGUGUGUAAGAAGAUAACCUCGCAGCUGAUCGGUGCCAUGGCCAAACAGGAGGACGUGUCAGUUCAGUUGGAGGCUCUGGACAUCCUGUCGGACAUGUUGGGAAGACUGAGCGGAGCACUGGUGGGUUUCCACAGCUCUCUGCUCUCCAGUCUGCUGCCACAGCUGACCAGCCCCAGGAUGGCCGUGAGGAAGCGCUCCAUCCUGGCGCUCGGCCUGCUGGUGCCCUGCUGCAGCGCCGCGCUCUUCUCCCAGCUCACCCAGCACCUGCUGGCGGCGCUGGCCCAGGGCCCGGCCGCGGCGCUGGCCAGGACCUACGUGCAGUGCCUGGCGACGGUCAGCCGGCAGGGCGGCCACCGCGUGGGUGAGCAUUUAGAGAAGCUGGUGCCCGUGGUGGUGAGACUCACCGGCGUGGAGGAUGACGAGCUCAGAGAACACUGCUUCCAGGCCUUCGAAGCCUUCGUUUGCAGAUGUCCGAAGGAGAUGUCUCCUCAUGUCGCCACGGUGACUCAACUGUGCCUUAAGUUCAUGACCUUUGACCCGAACUAUAACUAUGAUGACGAGGAGGAGGAGGACAGCAUGGACGUGGAGGAGGAGCCGGACGAAUCAGACGACGAGUACAGCGACGACGACGACAUGAGCUGGAAGGUGCGCCGCUCCUCCAUCAAGUGUCUGGAGGCUGUGAUCAGCACUCGGAGGGACCUCCUGCUCUCCUUCUACUCCUCCGUGUGCCCCGCUCUGCUCGCCCGCUUCAAGGAGCGCGAGGAGAACGUGAGGGCGGACGUGUUCAGCGCCUUUUCAGCGCUGCUGAGACAAACGCGGGUCCGAUGGAGUCACCGCGGCCUCAUCGGGUCGGACGCGGCGACGGAGGAGCCGGCGCUCGGCCCGUUGAAGGAGCAGGUGCCGGUGAUCGUUAAAGCGCUGCACAAACAGCUGAAGGAGAAGAGCAUCAAGUCCAGACAGGGCUGCUUCUGUGUCCUCACUGAGCUGGCUCACACUGUACCUGGAGCCCUGGAGCCGCACAUCCCUGCGCUGAUACCAGGCGUCGUCUUCUCGCUGACAGACAGGUCCACCUCCUCCACCAUGAGGAUCGACGCCCUGUCCUUCUUCCACGUUCUCCUCCUCUCUCACCCUCCUCAAGCCUUUCAGCCACACAUGCAGGUGCUGCUGCCCCCGGUGGUGGCGUGCGUGGAGGACGGCUUCUAUAAAAUCGCCUCGGAGGCGCUGCAGGUCACACAGCAGCUGGUCAGAGUCAUGAGGCCGCAGGGACAGAGCGCCGCGGAUGCAGGAUUCGACCCCACGCCGUUCAUCAGAGAGGUUUUCACCGUGACCCUGAAGAGGCUGAAAGCCACCGACAUCGACCAGGAGGUGAAGGAGCGGGCUAUUUCCUGCAUGGGCCACAUGCUGAGCCACCUCGGGGACCACCUGCGCGCGGAGCUGCAGGGGGUCCUGUCCAUCUUCCUGGAGAGGUUGAAGAACGAGAUCACGAGACUGACAGCGGUGCGAACCAUCGCCCUCAUCGCCGCCGCGCCCAUUAAGAUGGAGCUGUCCUCCAUCCUGACAGAGACGCUGUCUGUGCUGGGCUCCUUCCUGAGGAAGAACCAGCGCGCGCUGAAGCUCAGCACGCUGGCGUGCGUGACGGCGCUGCUCACGCACCACGCGGCCAGCGUGGAGGCCGGCGCCCUGGAGCCGGUGCUCAGCGAGCUGCCGGCGCUGGUGGACGAGGGCGACAUGCACGUGUCCCAGGUCUCCGUGGCCUUGCUGACCUGCAUGGCCAGAACCUGUCCCGGCUCCCUGGCCCAGCUCAGCUCCUCGGUGCUGCCCGGGCUCUUCAGGCUGGUCCACUCCCCGCUGCUGCAGGGCGGCGCGCUGGCCGCCAUCGUGGACUUCCUGCAGGCGCUGGUGCGGUCCAAAGCCAGCAGCCUGAGCUGCAGCCAGCUGCUGGAGGCUCUCACUGAGCCCUUCCACCGCCCUCAGCCGUGUGCAGACCUCCACAGACAGUCCUUCCACUCCGCCGCCCGCUGCGUGGCUGCUGUGGCCUCCGCCUGCCCCAAGGAGGCGCCGGGCAUCGUGUCGGGCCUCCUGCAGGAGGUGAAGAACGCCGGCUGCCCGGAGCCCGCUCGCAUCCUGGCUCUGCUGUGCCUGGGGGAGGUGGGGAGGAGCGGCGGGCUCGAGGGCAGUAAGGAGGUGCAGGGCGUCAUCCUGGAGGCCUUCAGCUGCUCCAGCGAGGAGGUGAAGACGGCCGCAUCCUGCGCGUUAGGCAGCGUUGCCGUCGGCAACCUGGGGGACUACCUGCCCUUCCUGCUAAAGGAGAUCUCCUCCCAGCCUCGGAGGCAGUACCUGCUUCUGCACUCGCUCAAAGAAGUGAUCAGUGCCUGUCCUGCCUCCAGCCUCUCCCCCCAUGUGGAGUCUGUGUGGGCGUUGCUGUUUAACAGCUGUGAGUGUCAGGAGGAGGGGACCAGGAACCUGGUGUCCGAGUGCCUGGGGAAGCUCACCUUAGUGAACCCUGCUCAGCUGCUGCCUCGGCUCAAACAGCAGCUCAGAGCCGCGUCUCCUGUGACGCGCAGCACAGUGGUGACGGCCAUUAAGUUCACUAUUGUGGACCAUCCUGCUCCUGUGGACUCACAGCUGAGGGCCUGCAUGGGGGACUUCCUGAAGACGCUGCAGGACGAGGACAUCAACGUGCGCCGCGUGGCCUUGGUGAUGUUUAACUCUGCAGCUCAUAACAAACCAGCGCUGAUCCGAGGUCUUCUUCCCAGCGUCAUGCCUCACCUGUACAAGGAGACCCAGAUCAGGAAGGACCUCAUCAGAGAAGUGGAGAUGGGUCCGUUCAAACACACGGUGGACGACGGCUUGGACGUGCGUAAAGCAGCGUUCGAGUGCAUGUACAGUCUGCUGGACGGCUGCCUGGACGGGCUGGACGUCCUGCAGUUCCUGGAUCACGUAGAGGAGGGACUCAAGGACCAUUAUGACAUCCGGAUGCUGACCUUCCUGAUGCUGGCCAGACUGGCUGCACUCAGUCCUUCCGCUGUCCUGCAGAGACUGGACCGACUGGUGGAGCCCCUGAAGGCCACCUGCACCACCAAGGUCAAGGCCGGGUCUGUGAAGCAGGAGUUUGAGAAGCAGGAGGAGCUGCGGCGCUCGGCCAUGCGCGCCGUCGCCGCCCUGCUGGCCGUGCCCGAGGUGGAGCGCAGCCCCAGCAUGGUGGACUUCGCCACCCAGAUCCGAAGCAACGCCGACCUGGCGUCCAUCUACCAGAGCGUCCAGGGGGGCGUCCAGGGGGGCGUCCAGGGGGGCGUCCAGGGGGGCGUCCAGGGGGGGGAGGGAGGGGGCCCGGGGGCCACAGACAGCAUGGAUCUGAGCUAAUCACCGGGUCUGGGUUUUAAUCCACCUCUUUGUUACAGCGUCACGUGAAAUUUCAAUACUGCUAAUUUAAACUCAUGUGGGAGUUUUUUCUUAGUUUAAACUAAAUGAGUGAUGUCUUUGUUUUGGGACUUGACUUCUAUCGCUGCAGCCCCGCUCACUAACCACAGGGGGUCGCUGUCCUCCACUCAACCUCCUCCUCUCCGUCCAGCCGGGCGGGGCACGUGACCGCCCGCCCUCAACCCGCUUCUGCUGCACGUCCAAUAAAGGCACUUGUUGCGCCUCA
Betta splendens (Siamese fighting fish) is the source of this 4145-nucleotide messenger RNA. It is a transcript of the gene cand2, whose product is annotated as cullin-associated and neddylation-dissociated 2 (putative). Gene Ontology annotation, cellular component: nucleus. The coding region runs from base 113 to 3862 and encodes 1249 amino acids. Gene Ontology annotation, biological process: protein ubiquitination; SCF complex assembly. NCBI's taxonomy places the organism in Eukaryota, Metazoa, Chordata, Actinopteri, Anabantiformes, Osphronemidae. The record is from RefSeq and is a predicted model, not a curated record. The transcript is spliced from 24 exons.